Entelurus aequoreus (snake pipefish) is the source of this 4347-nucleotide messenger RNA. It is a transcript of the gene gja3, whose product is annotated as gap junction protein, alpha 3. Bases 343 to 1644 code for a protein of 433 amino acids. NCBI's taxonomy places the organism in Eukaryota, Metazoa, Chordata, Actinopteri, Syngnathiformes, Syngnathidae. The record is from RefSeq and is a predicted model, not a curated record. Gene Ontology annotation, cellular component: connexin complex. The transcript is spliced from 4 exons. Gene Ontology annotation, biological process: cell communication.
GGCAGCAGCCGCGUCCUCCCCUGAAGCGCAGCUUGUUUUUGUUUUUCUUUGCUCUUUUCACGGCACAAGUUGUGGGUCAGAGGUCACCUGAGUCGUCGCGGUGGUGGUGUGGGACGUCUGGAGUGUGUGCGCGCGCGUGUGCGUCUUCACCCUCAGAGGACGUGUGAGGAUGGCCGAGCGCCGGGCUUGCCCCCCUUGACAGGUGACCACUUCUGCAGGUGUGACAAACUGCACUCCAUGGAUUUAUUCUUCUUGAAACAACCACUUACAAGAUAAUGCUGAUGUCAGCACAUGCCUGCUGUCCAGUGGAGCGGUGAGCGAGAAGCUACUUUGCGGUGAAGAAUGGGCGACUGGAGCUUUCUGGGGCGUCUGCUGGAGAAUGCCCAGGAGCACUCCACAGUCAUCGGCAAGGUGUGGCUGACGGUCCUCUUCAUCUUCAGGAUCCUGGUGCUGGGCGCCGCCGCCGAGGACGUGUGGGGCGACGAGCAGUCCGACUUCACGUGCAACACGCAGCAGCCCGGCUGCGAGAACGUGUGCUACGACCAGGCCUUCCCCAUCUCGCACACCCGCUUCUGGGUGCUGCAGAUCAUCUUCGUGUCCACACCCACGCUCAUCUACCUGGGACACGUGCUGCACAUCGUGCGCAUGGAGGAGAAGCGCAAGGAGAAGGAGGAGAGCGUGCGCAAAGUCAACCGCUUCCAGGAGAAGGCCCUGUUUUUUAAGGACAGCGAGGACGAUGGCGGGACUAAAAGGGAGAAGCCCCCAAUCAGGGACGAACACGGGAAAAUCCGCAUCCGGGGUGCCUUGCUGCGCACGUACGUGCUCAAUAUCAUCUUCAAGACCCUCUUCGAGGUGGGCUUCAUCCUGGGUCAGUACUUCCUGUACGGCUUCCGGCUGAGGCCGCUCUACAAGUGCGCCCGCUGGCCCUGCCCCAACACCGUGGACUGCUUUAUCUCGCGGCCCACCGAGAAGACCAUUUUUAUCAUUUUCAUGCUUGUGGUGGCGUGCGUGUCGCUUUUCCUCAACCUGCUGGAGAUCUACCACCUGGGCUGGAAGAAGCUCAGGCAGGGCGUGACUACCGGCUUCACGCCGGAGCAAGGCUCGGUGCGCCGGGACCACGCCCAGCCCGGGUGUUCUGCCCCGAGGACCGGGGGAUACCCCUCGAAGUACAUGGACGUGACGGCUGGAAGCGGGGCUUUCCUGCCUCGCGCGCCGCCCACGGGGGCGGAGUUUAAGGUGGGCAACCUCCAGCGGGAGGAGGCCCUCCGCCAGCACAACCCCGCCUCCCACUACUACAUCAGCAACAACAACAACCACAGGUUGGCCGCGCAGCAGAACUGGGCCAACUUGGCCACAGAGCAGCAGACUCUGGAGAUGAAGGCUACCACCCCCACCCUGUCCUCGUCUUCCUCAUCUGCCGGCACCCAGCUGCCUACUGACGAGGCCCCGCCUCCUUCCUUGAUCAGCACCAGCCCGGCCCCUGGCAGCUGUGGCGAGGGAAAAAGCGAUCCGGAUGAUAACCAUUCCACCACCGCGGUGGAGAUGCACAAGCCUCCGCUAACGGUCACCACGGACCCCCGGCGGCUGAGCCGGGCCAGCAAGAGCAGCAGCGUCCGGGCCCGACCCGAUGACCUGGCGGUAUAAACGUCUGUCCCUGCUAAAGCACGCCGUGGUAGGCGGAGCCAAGGACAUGAUCUGGCGUCAACACCAGAAAGAUCGGCUUUUCUUCUGGACUAAUUAGCGACGCCUCCUAGAGAGCUCGUGUAGUGACAGGGGGGGGUUAGACACCCACAAUGCACCUGGCCACGCCCCCUGGAGGAAGGGGGGGGGUUUAGACACCCACAAUGCAUCUGGCCACGCCCCCUGAUGUGACGCAAACGUCCACACGGCGGCUGUCGUGAUUGAAGACGUUAGCUGUGUCUCAAAUGAUGUACUUCUGUACUCACACUUAGCAUGUUGAGUGCACUUAGCAUGUUAAGUGUAUUUGUCAUGUUAAGUGCACUUAGCAUGUUGAAUGCGCUUAAGUGCACUCGACAUGCUACGGUACGUGCACUUUGCCUUUUAAGUGCACGUAGCAUGAUGAGGGCAAUCAACAUGUUGCAUGCACUUAGCAUGUUAAGUGCGGUUAUUACAUUGAAGGCAUUUAGCUUGUUAAGUGCACUUAGUAUGUUGAAAUGCACUUAAUAAGUGCACUUUGCAUUUUGAGUGCACAUAACAUGAUGAGUGCACUCAGUAUGUUGAGUGCAGUGGGCAUGUUGAGGGCAUUUUGCGUGCGCUUAGCAUGUUAAUUACGCCAAGUAUGUUGAGUGCACUUAGUAUGUUGAGUGUGCUUAUUAUAUUGAGGGCAUUUAGCUUGUUGAGUGCACUUAGUAUGUUGAGUGUGCUUAUUAUAUUGAGGGCAUUUAGCUUGUUGAGUGCACUUAGUAUGUUGAGUGUGCUUAUUAUAUUGAGGACAUUUAGCUUGUUGAGUGCACUUAGUAUGUUGAGUGCACUUAUUUUAUUGAGGGCAUUUAGCUUGUUGAGUGCACUUAGUAUGUUGAGUGCGCUUAUUAUAUUGAGGGCAUUUAGCUUGUUGAGUGCACUUAGUAUGUUGAAUGUGCUUAAUAAGUGCACAUAUGAUGAGUGAACUCAGUAUGUUGACUGUACUUAGCAUGUUGACUGCACUUGGCAUGUUGAGGGCAUUUUGUGUGCGCUUAGCAUGUCAAUUACGUGGAGUAUGUUGAGUGCACUUAGUAUGUUCAAUGUGCUUAAUAAGUGCACUUUGCAUUUUGAGUGCACAUAACAUGAUGAGUGCACUCAGUAUGUUGAGUGCAGUGGGCAUGUUGAGGGCAUUUUGCGUGCGCUUAGCAUGUUAAUUACGCGGAGUAUGUUGAGUGCACUUAGUAUGUUGAGUGUGCUUAUUAUAUUGAGGGCAUUUAGCUUGUUGAGUGCACUUAGUAUGUUGAAUGUGCUUAAUAAGUGCACAUAUGAUGAGUGAACUAAGUAUGUUGAGUGUACUUACCAUGUUGACUGCACUUGGCAUGUUGAGGGCAUUUUGCGUGCGCUUAGCAUGUUAAUUACGCGGAGUAUGUUGAGUGCACUUAGUAUGUUGAAUGUGCUUAAUAAGUGCACAUAUGAUGAGUGAACUCAGUAUGUUGAGUGUACUUAGCAUGUUGACUGCACUUGGCAUGUUGAGGGCAUUUUGUGUGCGCUUAGCAUGUCAAUUACGUGGAGUAUGUUGAGUGCACUUAGUAUGUUCAAUGUGCUUAAUAAGUGCACUUUGCAUUUUGAGUGCACAUAACAUGAGUGCACUCAGUAUGUUGAGUGCAGUGGGCAUGUUGAGGGCAUUUUGCGUGAGCUUAGCAUGUCAAUUAUGCAGAGUAUGUUGAGUGCACUUAGUAUGUUGAGUGCGCUUAUUGAGGGCAUUUAGCUUGUUGAGUGCACUUAGUAUGUUGAAUGUGCUUAAUAAGUGCACAUAUGAUGAGUGAACUCAGUAUGUUGAGUGUACUUAGCAUGUUGACUGCAUUUGGCAUGUUGAGGGCAUGUUGCGUGCGCUCAGCACGUUAAUUACGCGGAGUAUGUUGAGUGCACUUAGUAUGUAGAGUGUGCUUAUUAUAUUUAGGGCAUUUAGCUUGUUGAGUGCACUUAGUAUGUUCAAUGUGCUUAAUAAGUGCACUUUGCAUUUGGAGUGCACAUAUGAUGAGUGCACUCAGUAUGUUGAGUGUACUUAGCAUGUUGCCUGCACUUGGCAUGUUGAGGGCAUUUAACAUGUGUGCUUAGCAUGUUGUGUACUUAGUACAUUGAGCGUGCUGAGCAUUUUAAGUGGUCUUCCAAUGUUGAGUGCACUGAGUACACUCUGCAUGUUAAGUGCAUUUAGUAUGAUGAGUGCAUUUAGCAUGUUAAGUAUACUUAGUAUGUUGAGUGCACUUAGCAUGUCGAGUACACUUAACAUGAGUGCACUUAGUACUGAUAGAAGGAGGCUUCAAUUGUCACCAUCUUAAUGGAAUGAAAGUGUGUUGAAAUAUUUCUGCAUGAAAAGACGUGAAUCAUUUCCAGUGAGAUUGGGGACAUUCAGUACGUAAGUACACACUAUAAUGUGUACUUCAUGUAGACAAAGCCCACAAUAAGUAAAUAUUCAAGUACUGUACACUUCAAUCCACAUACAAAUGUUAGUAGGUGACUUUGCAAAGGAAUAAAAAAGAAGUCAACAUUUUCACUCCCACUGAAGUCACAGAUGAUUAGUGAGUGGAAAACAUGUCAGCUGCUGGUAUGAAGCAGACACGUCAACCUUUGACCCCACGGCGCCUACAAUCCUUCCUGUUCCGUUAAAGUGUGUGUGUGUGUGUGUGUGUGUGUGUGUGUGUGUGU